Messenger RNA from Phalaenopsis equestris, 2505 nucleotides. RefSeq names its product pentatricopeptide repeat-containing protein At1g74630-like. NCBI's taxonomy places the organism in Eukaryota, Viridiplantae, Streptophyta, Magnoliopsida, Asparagales, Orchidaceae. Gene Ontology annotation, molecular function: RNA binding; protein binding. The coding region runs from base 3 to 1589 and encodes 528 amino acids. The transcript is spliced from 2 exons. The record is from RefSeq and is a predicted model, not a curated record. Gene Ontology annotation, biological process: RNA modification.
CAAUGCACUCUUCCGAGGAGCGCGUCGUCUUUCUCCUACGGACCGCCUUGUCUAUGCACCAGCUCAGGCAAAGCCAAGCCCUCCUCGUCAAAUCCAACAUCGCAGCUCGACUCCCUUCUCUCCUCUCCAAGCUCCUCUCCCUCUCGGCUCUCUCACCUUGGGGCAGCCUCGCCCAUGCCCGAUCUCUCUUCGAUUCUUCUACUCUUCUACUCGAAUCCACCUUCGCCCACAACGUAAUGCUCCGAGCCUACUCUGCCUCCAUUUUUCCCACCGAGACUCUCCUCAUAUACAACUCCAUGUGCUGCUUCAGAAUCGUUCCCAUUGACAAUUUCACCUUCCCCUUCGUUCUUAAGGCCCUUGGCCGCGCUGUCGUAGUAGUCGCUGAUGGUCCUGCCUUAACAUUUGCCCUAAAGGGCUCAGAAGUCCACUGCCGAGCGUUUCAUCUUGGCUUCGACUCUGACAUGUUUGUGCAGAAUGCUUUGAUUUGUAUGUAUUCCCGAUGUGGCUGGAUUGACCAUGCACGAUCGGUGUUUGAUGAAAUGGCUCUUAGGGAUGCUAUCUCGUGGAACACCAUGUUUGUGGCGUAUGAUCGGAUUGGAAACUUAGAUUUAGCUAACGAGCUUCUCAAGAAAAUGCCCGAGAAAAACGUCUCUUUGUGGAAUAGCAUUAUAGCUAGAUAUGCUAGGUUAGGCAAUGUUGAGGCUGCAAGGCGGGUUUUUGAGGAAAUGGCGGUGAGGGAUGCGGUGUCUUGGAAUUCAUUAAUUGCAGGUUUUGUACGUGUGAAGGAUUAUAAGAGCGCAUUGAGACUUUUCAGGAGUAUGGUGACAGCAGAGGUAGUACCAACGCGGUUGACGAUUGUUUCUGUACUUGGUGCUUGCGCAGAAACGGGUGCAUUCGAGGUGGGGCGGGAAAUCCAUGGUUUCUUAAUGGAAAAUGAGAUUGAAAUUGAAGGUUUUGUAGGAAAUGCUUUACUGGACAUGUAUGCCAAGUGUGGUAACUUGAAACUUGCUCGGGAGGUGUUUGACAUGAUGAAUUUGAAACAUGUGACUUGCUGGAAUUCAAUGAUUGUUGCUUUGUCCAUUCACGGUCACUCUGAAGAGGCUUUGGAUUUGUUUGCUUCUCUUGAAGAGGCCGCUAUUAAGCCAAACCGGAUAACUUUCCUUGGUGCUCUGCUUGCCUGUAGCCACAAGGGAUUGGUGGAAGAAGGGAGGGCUUUGUUCCAUAAAAUGAAGAAGUAUGACAUACAUCCUGACAUAAAGCACUAUGGUUGCAUGGUUGACAUUUUAAGUAGAUGCGGUUUGCUUGAAGAAGCCUAUCAGUUGAUCAAAGAGAUGCCAUUCAGGGCUAAUGCAGUCUUGUGGAAAACGGUAAUAGCUGCUUGUAAGGUACACGGGAAUGUUGAUUUGGCAGAGAGAGCAUUUGGAGAGAUUGGUAAAUUGGAAAAGCCAGAUGAUGCAGACUUUGUUCUGAUGUCAAAUAUUUAUGCAGAAGCAGGUAGAUGGCAGGGUGUCGAGCAUUUAAGAACUGGGAUGAUAGGCUGCAACAUUUCAAAGGAGCCUGGCUAUGCUCUAGUUGAGUUAAAUGGAUGACUUAUGGCUUUUUAAUGUUUAUCCUUUUUAAACUUUUGGUGAAGAAUGAUGCGGUUGAUUUGCACAAAAACAAUUCUAGUUAUAAUUUAUGCUAUAGAGUUAUCAAUUCGUGCUAUCUACAUAAAUUGAAGAAAAGAAAUUUUCUCCAUUGAUUUCUGAAGGCUCGAAUGUAAUGUGGUCACCAAACUUGAGUCUGUUGAUGAGAAAAUCUGCCAGACCCAGCGCUACAUGAAGGCACCUUCCAUUUACUUGUGAUUUCCUCAUUUCGUGAUUCACAUUUCUGGGCACGUAGGUUUGGUUAUGCCUUUGAGAAGCAGCCCUCUAGAUAAUAUGCCGCAACGAUGGAUUUUAAUACAAUAAACCUAAUGCUUUGGAGUUUGCAACCCUAUGAAGGAUUCAUGGUAGAAGAUUCAUCAGUCCUGAAGAGCCAAAGAAAUGAUUUAAGUAUAAAAGUGGCGCCUAGGCCUCAGGGUGAAGUGCCUAGGCGCCUGAGGAGCUCAAAUUUGGUCCCAAAUAGAGAAAAUGCGAAAUGUUGGCGCCGCGACCUAAGCGCCUUGUCACUAGAUACGGGCGCCUAAAUGCCCAAAGCCUUACAACUAGAACCAGAGCAGGUAGAAAGUAGGCACUAGACUGUCAGCACUCAAGCGCUAGGAACAAGGGCUAAGGUGCCACAUACCAACGCUUAGGCACCAAUUCAUGUGUUUAAGCAGUUCAUAGGCGUCGAUUUGUGAUCCAAGUCAUAAAAGGCUUUGCUGAAGAUAAAAUGAGGCAUUUGGACACGCAUAAGGGAAAGACAAAGGUUUUCAUUCCAAAUGUGAGAGAGUGAAGUGGGGAGUGAUUGUGAGAUUUUCUAGUGUGUAAUCGUGCUUGUAGUCUCACCAUUUUAUUUGGAGUAAGAAGAGACAAGUUUGCAAAA